AUGUCAGGGAUGGACGUCUUGGGUUUGAAAGACUCAAACCCAAGCUUUCAAUAUAAAGCAUCUCAUGCGCACCCCUAUGCCUCUUCGAUCUCCUCCUCCGCAUCUUCCUCUUCCUCCUCUGUCUUCUCCCUAGAUGCCCAGAGUUCCAUCUCAUCGACCUCCACGAACCCGGUGGAUGUGAUCUGGGAAAAUGAGAGUGAGUCCCUGGCAGGAAGAGGCUUGCCUGUUUUAAAUGGUCCACGAAGCUGUGUGAGGGGGAGUGUGCCCAAACAUGCUGACACUGCGGUCGCGCCUGAGUUGCGCAGGCAUCCUCGCCGUACCAACACCUAUGUUGCUCAGCCCAACGGCGCUCCUUGCGCGCGACCCCCGCCCUGUUUGAUGCGUCAAUCGGAGCGGAAAGUAAAUUUCGUUGACAACCUUGUCGACACCGCGUCCCAGAUUGUCGAAAUCAUCUGGCCCUUGUCGGCAGUGGCGCUCCGUAGUGACUCUACUACUGGGUGCAAAGGUGUUUUGCCCCUUCGCACCUUUAUUCAAGAGACCCUUCGCCGGUCUCGAACUAGCUACAGUACUCUGCAGGUCGCAUUGUAUUAUCUCAUUAAGAUCAAGCCGCAUGUGCCCAACUCCGACUCGACCAAGGACGAGAAACCGGUUUGCCGGGCCAUGCAGUGCGGUCGUCGCAUGUUUCUUUCCGCCUUGAUCCUCGCAUCCAAGUACCUUCAGGACCGAAACUACUCCGCCCGCGCCUGGAGCAAGAUCUCCGGUCUCAACACGCUCGAGAUCAACCAGAACGAGUUGAUGUUCCUCGAAGCAGUGGGUUGGAAACUCCACAUCACCGAAGCUCUUUUCCAGCGUUGGACGGACAUCGUCCUGAAGUAUACUCCUGGUGCCGGGAGCAUGUUUACUAGUGAAGGCCUGUCGUGGCAAUCGGUCAUCCCUAAGCUUACCCCCGAGCUGGACAACAUUGAUACCGAGUAUGCGACACCUUCCAAUGCCGGAAGCUUCGAUAUGGGUCCGGCAGCGGAUUUGCCGUCUCCCCACCACAUGUCUACAUACGAGCCUCCUAGCUUGCCUUCGGUUCACGAGCAAACCCGACGGAUGCCAGUCGCUCUGGAGCCCACUGCACGGAUGGAGUACUCCAACCAGUCUCUCCCAUCCUUGCCGCGCAUUUCCAUGCUUCCUACGCCUCAGAUGACCCCUCAAUCGACAGUUGCCACCACUCCUGCCGUGAGUGCUGGCGCUUAUGGAUCUCGCAGGCCUUCUAUCUGUGCUGCCAUGUCCCAGGCGCAGAACAUGUGCAUGGCGCGGUCAACCCUUGAUCAGCGCCCGCUCUCGUUCUGCCCGAAGGCUGGUACAUACGAUGGUUACCCGGCCGCGGUCCGUCGAUCUUCUUUGGCCCGUUCAACUUCAUCUGCGUCGUCUCCGGAGUCUAUGGUUUCGGAUGUUUCAACCCUGUCCUCCCGCUCCUCGAGGUCCUCUUCCGUCUCCUCCAACGCAUCGGGAACUUGCGCGCCCUCUCAGCCUCGCCUGGCUGUCAAGGCCACUCUUCGAUGCACCAAUAACUCCAUGAAGGAGAGCCGGAAGCCUUUGGCUAUUGCUUCACCUAUUGAUGAGACUUCAUACGGCGAGGUCUACAGCUCCCCCGAGUCAUAUACCGGUCCCUUGGGCCAGGUAUUUGACCUGUCCAACUUCUCGCUGGCAACUCCCGCCGAUAUGACAACAUCAACUCGCGAGGCAGCUCAAAGUCUCUGUGAUCUUUCUGGUGCAGGUACUCGUCCGUACAUGACAUCUGAGCCAGGAACUGAACAGCGAAAAUGCCGCAAGCGUGGCCGGACACACUCUGAAGAUGCUCUUCUCCAGAAUCAAGUGCGCCACUUGAUCAAUCUCAGUACUGGUGAAGGCGGUGUUUUGCCUGAUGGCAACACCGCUAAUUCUUUUCUGAUCCCCAACCCGAGUUGCUCCCAGCCUUACCCGGCCUCUCAGGUCGGUGCUCUUAACCUCAGCACCCAGCUGUCUGGACCGGCAGGCAUGAAGCGUGCUUGCUGUGGGAGUGAAGCCAGAAAGAUUGCCUUGAACCCGGGCAUGCGGGUAGAGUACAUGGGCUAG
Aspergillus wentii DTO 134E9 is the source of this 2103-nucleotide messenger RNA. RefSeq names its product putative G1/S-specific cyclin Pcl5. Lineage: Eukaryota; Fungi; Ascomycota; Eurotiomycetes; Eurotiales; Aspergillaceae. Bases 1 to 2103 code for a protein of 700 amino acids. The transcript has 2 exons. Gene Ontology annotation, cellular component: nucleus; cyclin-dependent protein kinase holoenzyme complex. Gene Ontology annotation, molecular function: protein kinase binding; cyclin-dependent protein serine/threonine kinase regulator activity. Gene Ontology annotation, biological process: regulation of cyclin-dependent protein serine/threonine kinase activity. The record is from RefSeq and is a predicted model, not a curated record.